Molecule: messenger RNA, 1264 nt
Organism: Trichomycterus rosablanca
Lineage: Eukaryota; Metazoa; Chordata; Actinopteri; Siluriformes; Trichomycteridae
Gene: hprt1l
Product: hypoxanthine phosphoribosyltransferase 1, like
Exons: 9
Coding region: 181-828 (215 amino acids)
Biological process (GO): GMP salvage; hypoxanthine metabolic process; IMP salvage
Cellular component (GO): cytosol
Molecular function (GO): magnesium ion binding; hypoxanthine phosphoribosyltransferase activity
Source: RefSeq, a predicted model, not a curated record
GGUUCAGCCUGUGUUGCUGCAGUCUCUUCUAAAUGAGAUUAGUAGAAGGAAACUGAGACGUGCGUCACGGAUUGAAAUCAGCGGAGAGCGUCGGGCAGAGAUCAGAGGCAGCGCUGUGUGGAAGCAUGAGCGUGAUUCUACUAACAUCACCAUAAAGCUGUACAAGGACACGCGUGAAACAUGGCUUCUUACUUACAGAUAGCUGAUGAUGAUACUGGUUAUGAUCUGAGUCUCUUUUGUGUACCCAAACACUAUGAAGAAGAUUUACACAGUGUGAUCAUUCCCAAUGGUCUUAUUAAGGACAGGACUGAGCGGUUGGCAAGAGAUAUUGUUCGUGACAUGGGAGGACAACAUAUUGUUGCCCUGUGUGUGCUGAAAGGAGGGUAUAAAUUCUUUGCAGACCUGAUGGAUUACAUUAAGGCACUGAAUCGAAAUAGUGAUAAGUCUGUGCCAUUAACUGUGGAUUUCAUUAGGCUAAAGAGCUACUCAAAUGACCAUUCGACAAACUGUGUUAAGGUUAUCGGAGGUGAUGAGUUAUCGACCCUUGCUGGAAAAAAUGUGCUGGUAGUUGAGGAUAUUGUAGAGACAGGAAGGACUAUGGAAACUCUGCUGGCAUUAUUACAUGAAUAUAAUCCCAAAAUGGUCAAAGUGGCCAGCCUACUUGUAAAAAGGACACCAAAGAGCUCAGGAUAUCGUCCUGAUUACAUUGGCUUUGAGGUUCCUGAUAAAUUCCUGGUGGGCUAUGCUCUAGACUACAAUGAAUAUUUCAGGGAUUUAAGUCACAUCUGUGUAUUAAGUGACGGAGCAAAGGAAAAGUACAGAGUAUGAGAUGUACCAAAGUGCUGCAUGUAUGAAGAGUAAGAGCACUGUGAGCCUCGCCUUUAUGGCAGGAUUGGUUAUGAAAAGGUUUUUUGUAUAUUUUGCAAUUUCUCAUGCAGUAGUUAAAUAAUUGAAAAAGGACCGUUAAAUCUUAUGGUUUUGUUUAGAGUCUUAGGUCUGUGGUUAAUUUGAGCAACUUUAUUUAUUUAUUAUAGAAAGCGUUGUUUUACUUGUUUCAUUUUAUGUGUCUACUGAGGCCUUAGAUGCACUUAAAUAUAUUUGUUAUAGAGGCACCUACCUUUAUGGUAGUGAUUGAUUCCUCAAUGUUUAGAAAGAAAGAAAAGAAGGACUGUUUAUAAAUAAUGUUCUAUAGUUUAUUAUUACCUAAGUAACAGAUUGUAAAAGUGGGAGUGGUUUAAGACCUCCUGGUUUACUGCAAUAAACA